Trematosphaeria pertusa is the source of this 1299-nucleotide messenger RNA. RefSeq lists its product as uncharacterized. The record is from RefSeq and is a predicted model, not a curated record. Bases 1 to 1299 code for a protein of 432 amino acids. NCBI's taxonomy places the organism in Eukaryota, Fungi, Ascomycota, Dothideomycetes, Pleosporales, Trematosphaeriaceae. The transcript has 2 exons.
AUGGCGCAGCCUUUCAUAUUCCGUUGGACAGGUCAGCAUAAUGAUGAACAGUCAAAGAAGACAUUUCUGUACACAGAUUGGGAUGUUCUACUUGACAUUACGAAACGGUUAAGUGGAGACCCGGCAUGUGUCUACCAGGGCGACUACCACGCUGGUGGACGUCAUAUUGUUCGUCGCAUUGACCUCCCAAAGGAGGGCAAAUUGUGGAUUGCACGCAUACCAACUAUCCCAGAUUCGUUCGGCUCAGAAUUGGACGGAAGAUGGUGGAGAAGUGAGCAGCAGUUCACGAUGGAGAGUGAGAUUGCGACAAUGAAAUUCAUUGCGCAGACCACCGAUAUCCCUGUGCCGAAAGUGUUCGGUUACAAAACAUGCCUCGAUGGGAAUCCAGUUAAGCUGCCUUAUCUAUUGAUGCAAUGCAUUGAGGGGAACAUGCUUUUCGACCUCGGCGGUCUAAAUGUUCUCACUGAUGAGCAAAGAGCUAAGCUACGCAAGUCAAUAGCUUCGAUACAAUGCCAGCUAGCGGAUGCAUCGUUGAGCAAGCUUGGUAGUCUUGUCUUGAAGCCUAAUGGCGACACCGACAUUGGACCACUUCCAGCUGCAUUUGGCUUCGAGGGGCCAUUUCAUUCGACGGCAGACUAUUUCUUGUCGUGGGCAGACCACAAUACCAGUUUCAAAAAUUUACAUCGGCUCAGAGAGCCGAGCUUAAGGCGGGCUGCGGAAUCCUUCCCUCGGCGUCUUAGAUCGGCAAUUGAAAAGCUCAUACCCGCCGGGCACUCGAGCAAAUACCCGAUCGUGCACCCCGAUUUCCUGAUGCACAACAUCCUCCUGAACGACGAGUACGAGAUAGUGGGCGUCAUUGACUGGGAGCACGCACAUUCAGCUCCCAUUGAAGUCUUCGGCGCACGAACAAAUAUGUAUGCUUGGUUUGAUUCCAAACGUGCAGCCCUGGGUUGGAACGAGGAAGGGAGGCAGUACCUGGCGGAUAUUGCUAGCAAGGAGAAACGCAUGAAUUUAUCACAGAAGCUAUCCAAGACAUUCGGAAGCCUGCUAGGAGACCUUGGUCUGUGUAUGCAGUAUUUUGAAGAGGGGAGAGCCAAGGAGAGAAAUUCGUUGCCCAUGAAAUAUAUUAUCAUUCCUCCUGUCCUGCUAGCCCCUCUGCCAAGUAUAGUAUUACUAAUAAAGACAGCGCGGCGAACUAGUUCGACACGUCGGCCGUCCGCACCACGUACACGACUACCCGGCCCCCCUCCUUUACCAUCGGUACCCAUGUGCCGGUGUCGAAUAACCGGUGCCGAAUAA